Messenger RNA from Penaeus monodon (black tiger shrimp), 2279 nucleotides. Its product is annotated as inverted formin-2-like. NCBI's taxonomy places the organism in Eukaryota, Metazoa, Arthropoda, Malacostraca, Decapoda, Penaeidae. The transcript has 7 exons. The record is from RefSeq and is a predicted model, not a curated record. Bases 61 to 1554 code for a protein of 497 amino acids.
CCACCCCCUCCACCUCUCCCAGGCUUUAGGGGCCCUCCACCUCCUCCACCUCUCCCUGGGAUGGGUGGUCCACCACCUCCUCCACCUCUCCCUGGGAUGGGUGGCCCUCCCCCUCCUCCUCUGCCGGGCGCUGGUCACACAGCCCUCAUCACGUCGACGUCGCUGCCAAGGUACUAUUCAGCGGCGCCGCGGACCACGCCCUCCUUCUACAACACGCUGCCGCGUCCCACGCAGAAGAUGAAGCACCUCAACUGGGCCAAGGUGAACGGCAACGUACUAAACAAUUCCAUGUGGCAGGACGUCCACAAGGACCUCCAGGCGUCGCCGCCGAAAGCGCUCAAUUUCUCUCAGAUCGAGGAACUCUUCUGCCAGGCGUCGAAGACUCCAGUCCAGAAGACCGAGAAGAAGAAAUCGACGGAGAUCACUUUGCUAGACCCGAAGAGAUCUCUCAACGUGAACAUCUUCAUGAAGCAGUUCAAGCAGUCUCACGCCGAGGUUGCGGCGCUCAUCCGGGACUGCAAGAGCACGGACAUCGGAACGGAAAGACUGCGAGGAUUCUUGAGAAUUCUGCCGGAGGACGAGGAGGUCAGCAUGAUCAAAGAUUUUAAUGGGGACGUAGAGAAGCUCGGCAAUGCAGAGCGCUUCUACUGGGAGUUAAUCAAAGUACCUCAGUACCAAGUGCGCCUUCAGGGAAUGAUCCAGAUGGAGGAAGUGAAACCGGCAGUGGACGAACUGAAGCCUCAGAUCUCGAUGAUAUUGAAGGUCUCAGAUCAGGUUUUGAGCAGCGAGAGCAUCAGGGAAUUCUUUGCUUAUAUCCUCACUGUCGGCAACUUCAUUAACAUGGGCAGCUACGCGGGCAACGCUCUUGGCUUCCGCCUCAACACCGUGUCCAAGCUGUGGGAGACGCGAGGCAACCGACCCGGUAUGACGCUGAUGCAUUACCUGGUCCAGUCCGCCCAGGACGAAGAGCUGGAGAUUCUGGACUUUACCGAGACUUUGGGUGACCUCAGUAAGGUUGCUAGAUUGUCUGUGGAUGGCCUAACGGGGGAGGUAACGACGCUGCGAGGGGACCACACACACCUCUGCAAAAGCCUCGAGAACGCGCCGGACGAUGUCACGGACCGUUUCAAAGACUUUGUAACCACUUCUGACGGAUUGCUGAAGGACCUCGAGCAGAGUCUGAAGGAAGUGGAGCGCUCGCGAGUGAAAUUGGCGCAGUACUUCUGUGAAGACGAGUCCAAGUUCAAGAUCGAGGAGUGCAUUGGCAUCUUCAACACCCUUUGCCUGAAAAUAGCAGAUGCAAGAAAGGACAACGAGGCGAGGAAGAAGCGAGAGGAGCGGAAGCGGCGCAUGGAGGCCGAGCGGAAGCGCGUGGAGGAGGAGCGGGCCAAGGCGGAGGCGGCGGGCGUCACCCUCAGGAAGAAGGGCGCGCCUCUACCGCCGCCCUCCGACUCGGGCGGAUGUGUGAUCGAUCGCCUGCUGGCAGACAUCAGGAAGGGAGACUUCAAGCUGAGGAAGAACCCCGUGUCGCCAGCCCCGGCGGUUACGGGCUGAAAUCGGCCGCUCGCCAGGAAACUUUAGUGAUUAAAAUUGUCUUUCUGAAAGGACUCGUCGAAAGAGGUGGAUCUGACAGUCAAGCAUUACAGUGGAAUUUGUAGUUCUACGACUUUGCAUAAAGAAAGAAACUGAAAGCCCAAACAAAAAUUUGCCGGUGAAAAAGGUGGUGCGCACCCACUGUAAAUUUAGGGAAGAAAGGGGGAAUGAAAGAGUGGAAUUUAUCUGAAUGAAGUUGAAAUUUGAAAGUAAUAAAAAUGUCAGAUAAUGAAAUAAGAUAGUUAGAUAAGGUUAAUCUGAUAUAUCUUGCCACAGUGUUAACAAUGAAGACGUUUUCCUUGAAAUUUGCAAAAAAAUAAAUAUUUUUGGGGCAGACCCCUUGACACUCCAGAUGUUAUACAUUCCUGAGUCACCAGGCGAAAAAAAUAACAAAAAAAAAAGUGUACUUAUGCUGCAGGGCUACACGCAUUGGUUGCCUUCUCUGCUGAAUUUAGGUCUUUCAGGUGCUAUUGUUAUUAUUUUGUAUAGUAAUAUGUUUUACUAAUCAUUGUUUCACUUUCCCUCCAAUAACAGGAAGAAAUAAUAAAAAAUUCCAGUGUUUCUUACAUGGAGCUUAUUUGUACGCUUAUAAAAGUGCCUUUACAAUAUUUAAAUACAUGGUGAUAUUGCUAAAUGUCAUUAUCUUUGUGAAAGGAACAAAUUGAAUAUAUAUGUUUCUUAUCAAA